Molecule: messenger RNA, 458 nt
Organism: Uranotaenia lowii
Lineage: Eukaryota; Metazoa; Arthropoda; Insecta; Diptera; Culicidae
Exons: 3
Coding region: 23-412 (129 amino acids)
Source: RefSeq, a predicted model, not a curated record
UCCGGUUCUAAAUUCCCAACGGAUGUUAUCAAAUUGGUACGAUGGGAUCCUUGGCAAUCGAAGUAACCAAACUGCUGUUCCGAAAGCUAUCGUAUCCUUUGACCAGACGAAGGAUGAGUGGGAGUCUCGAUCUGACCUUUCCCCAGGAAAUUGGGAACGACCUAUCACCAUGAUUCAAUCCCGAACGCACUUCAACCAAAUUCACGGAACAAAGGAAACCUUUUACACUGUGCUAGACUUGCGGCUGAAUGUUUGCAAAUAUUUCAGCUCUCGAUGCACUUUUCGGCGAUUAGUUGGCACGAAUCAUGAAAACGAUGACACCAGUAACCAAACACAAUUUGUUCAAAUAGCGCGCAGAUGUUAUUUCAAGCAAAAUAUGACACCGUCACAUGGUGCUACUUUGUCCUGGUAGUCCUCGGUGUUAAACAUAGAUCGAUUAGAUGGAUUUUAUACCAAGC